Schistosoma spindalis is the source of this 885-nucleotide messenger RNA. Lineage: Eukaryota; Metazoa; Platyhelminthes; Trematoda; Strigeidida; Schistosomatidae. The record is from the annotation of a GenBank genome assembly.
AUGAUGCGCCCGUUUAUUGAUUCUAAGGCUGACCAGGAUAAAAAGUUGUUCAUCGGUGGUUUAAGUCCUAAAACCGACGAGAACUCACUCAAAAAUUAUUACGGUCAAUGGGGUGAAAUCAUUGAUGUUGUCGUUAUGAAGGAUCCUAGAUCUCAGAAGUCUCGAGGGUUUGGUUUUGUGACAUAUAAGGAAUCCUCGUCCGUUGAUGCUGCACAAAACAAUCGCCCGCAUACUGUAGAUGGAAAGGAGGUGGAUACCAAGCGUGCCAUGCCCAGAGAAGAAACAAGUCCUGAGGUCCAUGCUGCAGUAAAAAAAAUAUUUGUAGGUGCUUUAAAGAAGGAUGUAACAAAUGAAGAUCUUAGUGAUUACUUUUCUCAAUUUGGGACCGUAACUGAUGCGCAGAUUGUUAUAGCUAAAGAUACGAAUACAUCUCGGGGCUUCGCAUUCGUUACUUUUGAUGACACAGAUGCAGUAGACAAAGUUAUUUUAGCUCGACCACAUACUAUCAAAGACUCCAAAGCAGAUGUACGGAAGGCGCUCAGCCGAGAAGAAAUGAAUAAAAUGAGAUCAAAACCUGCACCUAUGAGAGCAGAUUAUAACGGUGGUGGCUGGCACGACAAUGCAAACGGCGGUUUCCAGCCUCAGUCAUGGGAUCAGGGUUAUAAUCAACCUUACGCGCACCAACAGCCUUAUGCUUAUAACGGAGCAGGCUAUGGUUAUGGUGGUUACGAUGGAGGUUGCCCUGCAGGUGGUUGGCCUAAUGCUUCCGAUGGAUUCGGCAAUUAUCAGCAACAAGCCUAUGGUGGUGGUCCAAUGAGGGCGACACCUACAAAUGCACAAUAUUCCCGUCCUGCUCCAUAUUCCGGCAAUGGUUGGCAACGCUGA